UGCCUUUUUCUCUUGCCUUUUACAGCUGCUUCCACUCCUGUCAGCGAGAAUGUCUCUACAACGGAACAACCACCAGUCAUCAGGUCAGACAUCGACUGUAAUAGCGACACCAUCUCACUUCAUGUUCCACUCCAUCUGUUGCCGGCUGGUCAGCAAGUGACAUGGAAUGACCCCUCAUGCGUCGUAGCUGACAACGGGACACACUUGACCGGACAUAUUGGUCUGGGCGAUUGUGGAACAUACGUGGUGUUCAACAGUUCGCACGUGACGUUUGAGAAUGAGCUUGUUCCUCGCGAUACAAACGUAAAUGUUACUUCAAGCAACUCGGGAAUUGAUUUCGGAUCCGAGAUGAAUUCUGUAGUCUUGGUCCAGUGCGUCUAUCCUAGACGUGAACAAGAAACCACUGCCUUCCUUCCAGUACAAGGACAAGUUCGCUUCUUCGAGAAGACACUGGGUCAUAUGCAGGUCCACAUGAGGCAAGCACGUGAUUUGACAUUUUCCGAAACUUAUCAAAAUCAGAAUGAGCCACGCGCAGUUCGCCUCAACGACCCAGUUUACAUCAAACUGACCACAGACCAAGGGACUCGGACAAAAGUGGCCAUCAAUGUUGACCGUUGUCUGGCAACCCCGUCACCUUCACCACUUGAUACCGAAUUCCAGGAACUGACCAAUGAUGGAUGUCCGGCCAUUUCUUCCGUGACUAUUCACAGCUCUCCAACGUAUGAAGUGCACCUCUCCUUCCAUGCCUUCCAGUUUAUCAACCACCCGGGCGCACCUGUGUAUGUACACUGUGAGGUUUAUGUAUGUCCCCUGAGUAACCCACAGUGUGUUACUGGAUGUACCAACAACGUAGUUGGCAGGUCACGUCGAGCCGCGGUAGGAGCAAUGAAGACCCAUAUGGUGUCUACAGGGCCUUUCCCAGUGACCAAUGAUAAGGAACAAAGUGUUGUAGGUGGACAGUCUACAGCCUUGGUGGCCGUGACAGGGUUAUGCGCCGUGUUGGCAGUUGUCGCUGCCGUGUUCGGGGUCUUGGCCUGGAGAGGAAGGAGAAGACAACCCUCUGAAGAAACCUUUAACUGACUUAUUCAUAUACCCAACCACUGAAAAGUUUCUAGGAUCACUAUGUAUGCCAUUGUGUGCUUAGUCUCUGCUUGUAUAAGUAUAUAUAUUUUUUUCAACUAAUGCUUUUGAUUGGUCUGCAUGCUUUAUCAAAUAUUUACUAUAUAUAACCAAUUGUUUCACCAUAUUUUAUAUAAACAGUCCACAUGUUGCAAUGAUUAUAGAUAAAUUAGGAAUGAUGAGAAUUAAAAACAAUACUUAAGAACCAUCUGUGAAAGAAACUUGCCAAAUAGAUGUUGAUCGCAAUAGUUGGGUAGAUUUCGAUAACAACUUUGUAGCUCCACAGGCUGAGUCAAGAUUCACCCAAAAUGUUAAACUGUUAUGGUUAGUGGAUUUUCCAUUGUCUCGAGUCACACCAAAACAAACUCAGUGUUAAGAUCACUUUGCCUUUAAAGUAGAGCUACUAUACAAUAGUAGAAGAAACAAUAACUCUGUCUGACAGUCUGUCGUCGUGAAAGUUGCUUGGGAAUCCGGUUUAUCGUCGAACUGAAAUCGUCGCUUACUUUGUGACAUGUUAAUUGUUUAAGAAGAGUUUUUUCCUAAAGUAGAUGUAAUAUCACAAAUAACAAUGAUCAUUUUUAUUCUAUGUCAGUUGCUUUCACUACAUGGGUUUUCAUGAGUUGCCAGAUUUUUUUAAACAUAUAUUUUGACAGUAAUUGUGUACCUUAUUUCAAAAUAAAGAUUUGAUAUCUAUCGCAUGUAAUUACAAACUCUUGAUUCUAUACAAACUGACCUUACAUGAUUAUUCUGAUAAGAUGAAAUUCAAAUAAAUCUUCAUAACAUUUGAUCAAUUCACAAAUAUAUAUAUACUAUUGUUUUUUGUUUUGAAUGUAACAUCCUAUUUUGUAGUUCUGAAUAUUUCCAUUAUCUAAGCGCUUGGCUU
Molecule: messenger RNA, 2002 nt
Organism: Ylistrum balloti
Lineage: Eukaryota; Metazoa; Mollusca; Bivalvia; Pectinida; Pectinidae
Product: zona pellucida sperm-binding protein 1-like
Exons: 3
Source: RefSeq, a predicted model, not a curated record